CGGUGCGUGGGGGCUCCGCGGGCGGGGACGGUCCUUGCGUGGGCAGGGCCAGGAGAAGGCGACGCCCGCCAUGAGCUCGUCGGCGCUGCUGGCUGAGGGCCCCCUCGAUCCUCCGGUGCUGCUGGCUGACAUCAAGACGGAGCCCCCCGAGGAGCUGCUGGCCAGCGACUGCAGCCAGCCCCAGGCCGAGCCCGUCGAUCUCUCCCUCAAUAAAUCCAAGGUGGCUCCGGCCUCGGCCCCGCCGCCACCGCCCCCGACCUCGGUCCAGUCUUCCCCCAUGCUGGUGGCUCCCCCGCUUCCCGCUCCCAGCACCGUGUCUAUCCCGCCCUCCGGUCUCAGCUCCACCUCGGCCAUCCCGGCUGUCCUCUCACCCGGCUCCAUCCUGGCCUCCACGCAGGGCAGCGGCGGGCAGCAGAUCCUUCACGUCAUCCACACCAUCCCCUCCGUCAACCUGCCCAGCAAGAUGGGCAACCUGCAGACCAUCCCCGUGGUGGUGCAGUCCCUCCCUGUCGUCUACACCACCGUGCCCACGGACGGCGUCACCGCCAUUACCGUGCCCCUCAUCGGGGGGGACGGCAAGAACGCUGGGUCUGCUUUCCUUUCCCGGACCCCUCCAGUGAAAAUGGACCCUGGCUCCGUGUACCCCAUGGACAUGAACAGCGACAGCGAGGACAGCGCUUCUGAGAGUGGCCCGGCUCCCUUCCAGGACCUCCAGAGAGAGCCGGCGGCACGGGGACCCAGAGCCGAUUCCCCGGACCUGAAGAAACGGCGCAUCCACCAGUGCGACUUCGAGGGCUGCAAUAAGGUCUACACUAAAAGCUCCCACCUCAAAGCCCACCGGAGGAUACACACAGGUGAGAAGCCUUACAAAUGCACGUGGGAAGGCUGCACCUGGAAGUUCGCCCGCUCGGACGAGCUCACCCGGCACUUCCGCAAGCACACGGGCAUCAAACCCUUCCGCUGCUCGGACUGCGACCGCAGCUUCUCCCGCUCCGACCACCUGGCCCUGCACCGCCGGCGGCACGUCAUGAUGUGAGCGCUGCCCGCCGCGCUGGGAGCCGGCUGCGCCUCCCUCCCUCCGCCCAUCCACACCCCGCGGCUCCUGCGGGCCGGGGCGGGGACUGCGGGAGCGCCGGGGCCAGAGCUGCAGGAGGGGACGGGAAACAAUGGAUUCUGGACUGUUGCCCCUUCUCUCUUGUCCCCGGCUGUUUUUAUUCCUGGGUUUGUCCUCGCCUGGAGGCUCCUUGACUCCUCACCUGGAAUUCACCCAGCGGCCGUUCAGCCUCCUGCACGUUUUGCCCCUCCUGUGUUCCCUGUGCCCCACCUCUCCCAGUGCCUGCGGGCAAAAUCUGAGAGCCGUGGA
Molecule: messenger RNA, 1363 nt
Organism: Cinclus cinclus
Lineage: Eukaryota; Metazoa; Chordata; Aves; Passeriformes; Cinclidae
Gene: KLF8
Product: KLF transcription factor 8
Exons: 5
Coding region: 71-1036 (321 amino acids)
Biological process (GO): regulation of transcription by RNA polymerase II
Molecular function (GO): DNA-binding transcription factor activity, RNA polymerase II-specific; RNA polymerase II cis-regulatory region sequence-specific DNA binding
Source: RefSeq, a predicted model, not a curated record